Messenger RNA from Fopius arisanus, 1964 nucleotides. RefSeq lists its product as uncharacterized. The transcript is spliced from 7 exons. The coding region runs from base 312 to 1880 and encodes 522 amino acids. NCBI's taxonomy places the organism in Eukaryota, Metazoa, Arthropoda, Insecta, Hymenoptera, Braconidae. The record is from RefSeq and is a predicted model, not a curated record.
GUGAUUAUUUCGUCUUUACGGGGGUCUGACGCCAAUUUUUACUCCGCGAAUUCCUAAGAAAAAAUUCAAUUGUUCACUCGUUGCGUUAUUUUUCUGGGUUGCACUUCAAUUUCAUUGGGUACAUCAUCUUCGGGAGUUUUUUUUUUGGAUUCACCUGGUGCCGUCAGGGUUUAGUGUCACUCAGGAUUUUUCUCUUUUUUUUUUACAUAAAGCGUGGAGAGACAAUUUUUUUAGAGGCUGUUAAUGUGCCGUUUAAUUAGGGACAUUUUAACACACGUGUUGUGCUGUUUUAACCGUUUAUUUUCGAGAGAAUGAGAACAAAAUCGUUGUGGAUUCUGUUCAUCCUGACAUGCCUGAUUCCCGUUCAGGCGACGGAGGAUCACCUCCUGGAGCGGGCAGCAGCCCAAUUGAACAGGUUAUCAGGAUUCAGGAGGACAGAUGUCCCAGAAAUGAUGAGUGAGGAUAAAAAUCCAGUAAAUAGUGAACGAAUCGAUGAUAAUAAUAAUCUCCUGAACACUGACGCCCUGAAGAGGAUCGACGAACUGGCCCAGGCGGCCUACAACUUUUACAAAGAUCCCAAUUAUGACGCAAUGAUGCAAAGAAUAAAGAGAUCAGGAAGUGGUGAUUUUGUGUCAGGAAUAGCAAAUAAAGUUGUUGGAGGAGUGGUUGGAGCUGUUGGUGGACUGUCCAGUGGACUCUCCGGAGGAUCCAGUGGGCCUCAGGCCCAUGACUCCUACGGAGCACCAGUUGAACCGUACGGCCCGAAGCAAUUCAGCAUUUUUGACUUCAAAAAGGCUAUUCUCAAUACUGUCCUUCAAGCACUGAAAGCUCUAGCUGGUGGUGCACUGGCGUUGAAGGGGCAGCUGAUUAAGGGUGGAGGUUUCGUGGUGCAGACGAAAGGACGGGUUAUAUCGUCAGCUGGUGAGGCAAUAUCAUCUCUAGGUUCCAAGAUAGCUAGUAGUGCUGUAAUUAGUGCACCAAAACCAGUGUACGGUGCACCAGGUUACUCGUACGAUACCCAUCACACACAAGAUAUUUCGUAUGAUGGACCACCUCCUAGCCCAGAUGCAUCUUACAACGAUCACAGUGUUUAUCAUCCUGGGCCCUACGGCAGUCCCUCUUCCGACAGCCCAGCAGAGGAUCCAGGGCUUCUCCUGGUGAAGGAUACGAACCCAGGGGAUUCCCCACACUCAGAUGACCACCAGAAUCACAUCCCAGUGGAGCCUCACCAUCCGGAGUCAUCCCAAAGUGGUGGAACCCUGGAGGAGAGUUUCGGAGGGCCUCCGAAGGUGUCAGCCAUCGGGAAAUUCACUGGUGUUGUCAGUGGCACCUUCGAGCCCAUCCAGAGUCACCAACUGAGUCCUCAAACCAACGACAAUUACUACCUCGAACACAAGGAGCCGAGUCCCCAGGACGCGCCCCAGGCCCUCAACCCGGCAUUACCUCCAGAAAAUUCUCAAGCCCACCAGGAGAACACUCAGAGCAAUCAGGAAGCCUUCCAGGCUCUCCAGGCCGUCAUCAACCCCCACCUUGGCAUCUCCAAUGAUCAACCCCUUAAUUACCAGCACAAUCAAUUCAAUUACCAAAAUUCAGGGGCUCAUCAGUUUAAUUAUCAGAAUCAAGGACAUAAUGAGUUGAAUUAUCAGAAUCAGGGAGUUGGAUUUAAUGGGCAGCAGCCAUUGAAGCCGAUUUUUGAACAGCAGAAUGCCCUGGACUCGGUGAAUCUUGGGGUCCUCGGUAUUCCUAAUUCCUAUGGGAUUCCUCUGCAACCUGUCGAUCUCCCUGGGGGCUAUGGGGUCUGGAAGAGGAGUGGAUUUUAUAGAGUUAAAAAGGGCGCCUACUGGAGGUAUCGAUCUGAACCCAAAAUCUACAGGAUAUAGACGCGUCUGUGAUUUUAUUCCAGUCUUCCUGAUGUUUCUUACGUCGCUGGUUUAUUUUUUUAUCCACACGUACACGUACUACCC